AUGGCUUCCAAACUCCAAGCUCUAGCCCUAUUUCCUCUACUAGGGUUCGCCGCGGCGGCCUGUCUCUCCUCGGGUGAUCAAACCACAAUCAACAACCUAUUCAGCUCUGGAGGUGCAGGAACUGUCGUCCAGAUAUGUGCCGGUACAACCAUUUCUGUCACUGGAACAAUUAGUUUCACUGCUGAUAACCAGGAGCUAUCUACUUCUGGCUAUCCUACUGAUGAUACCAGGGCAAUCAUUCAGCCUGCUUCCGGUAGUAAUGUCAGUAUGCUGCUUAGCGGAUACGGGUAUGAUGGUUUGCGCGUCAGGAAUAUUCAAUUUGAUGGAUUGCGGCCUAGUCUGGGGCUUGUUGGAGAUGGAGGUGCAACCAUUGAGCUGGGCCAAGGCAGUAAUGGCAUUGAGAUUUCCAACAUCGUGUCUAGAAACGCUCGUGCAUGGAGUUGCCUCCAUCUGAUCCAGGGUGGGACAGACACUCCAUGCACAAAUGUCACCAUCAGCAACAAUCAAAUCGGCCCUUGUGGUAAUGAGGGUUAUAAUUCUGCUGGUGUAUCCCAGUGGGCGGAUGGCAUUUCUUUUGCGUGCCGAGAUUCGUUAAUUGAGAAUAAUUAUGUCGAAGGUAGUACGGAUGGUGGCAUCGUCCUGUUCGGCGCACCCGGUACAACUGUCCGAGGAAACACUAUCGUCUCUUCAGCUACAGAUUCCGGAUUCGGUGCGAUAAAUAUGGUUGAUUAUCUUUAUGAUGGUAGCUAUGCGAAUGUUGUGGUUACGAACAACACCAUCACCGGACAAAAACUUUUCAAUGCAGGAAUCGCAAUCGGAGCUUUUGCCUGGUCUUUCAACGAUGAUGCUUUCCUCCAAGGACCGGCGACAAUUACGAAUAAUGUGUUUAGUGGUGAUAUUCCGUUUGCUAUUGGAGUUAAUGGCUGGACUGGAGGCCUUACAGUUACCGGAAACGACGUCUCCGGCGUAAACAGCCCUUCAUCGAAUUAUUCAGACGCAAAUUCAUGCGUUACCGCAACAAGAGAUCUAUGGGAUCAAAGCGCGCAUCUCGCCUACUACCCAGCCGGUCUUACAGGCACAAGCAACCUCCAAAGCGGCUUUGUUGCAGCAGACGGAAACUCCACUAAUUUCAUCUGCACAACGCCCUCUCUUCCUUCAUCUGUCAGCUACGGCCUCAAUGAACUCGCUGCCGCACCCAACACCGUGCUGGCCAAUCUGCACAACAGUAUCUUGACGCAGUACCAAGGGGACAACAAUAUCGUCACAUACAACACGUCCACCGGAGAUUAUGUGGCCGUUUGGUCUUCGGGGCAUACUUCGACCGUCUGUGAAUCGGAUGCAAGUGCAUGUAGUUGCAACUUUCAGGGCGAUGGAAAUUGGGUUACUUAUGUUUCUGGGGUGGCGCAAUUCGUUACGAACACGGAAAAUGAGGGGCAGUUGUUGACGUUCUUGAAUAAAAGUCCGUGGAUUGAGAUUACCAAUUCUGCUGGGCAAGUGGUGUGGGAUACUACUGAUGCGUGA
This is a messenger RNA of Talaromyces amestolkiae, 1521 nucleotides long. RefSeq lists its product as uncharacterized. The transcript has 4 exons. Bases 1 to 1521 code for a protein of 506 amino acids. The record is from RefSeq and is a predicted model, not a curated record. NCBI's taxonomy places the organism in Eukaryota, Fungi, Ascomycota, Eurotiomycetes, Eurotiales, Trichocomaceae.